Exophiala viscosa is the source of this 336-nucleotide messenger RNA. RefSeq lists its product as uncharacterized. The transcript is spliced from 2 exons. The coding region runs from base 1 to 336 and encodes 111 amino acids. NCBI's taxonomy places the organism in Eukaryota, Fungi, Ascomycota, Eurotiomycetes, Chaetothyriales, Herpotrichiellaceae. The record is from RefSeq and is a predicted model, not a curated record.
AUGUCUCAAUCAUACAUAAAGAGAGUUACCAUGUUCCAGGUAGCGAAAGAGGAAGAUAUCGAUGCCGUGGUUGCCCAGUAUGAUAUACUGCGAUCCACGGCUGAAAAGAAUGGUGCACCUUACAUUGUUGCAAACGAGGCAGCUCGAGUUAUCAACAGCUCGGAAGAACGAAGCCAAGGCUUCACAGUCAUCGCAAUUACUACUUUUAAGUCGAAGGAGGAUGUCGAAUACUAUGAUAAGGGGUGUGCAGCGCACAAAAAGCUCCGGGAAUUUGUUGCAACACGUCGCAAUGGGUUUGCAACACUUCAUUUUGAAAGCUCGCUUGCUCCAAAAUGA